Molecule: messenger RNA, 1950 nt
Organism: Durusdinium trenchii
Lineage: Eukaryota; Dinophyceae; Suessiales; Symbiodiniaceae
Source: the annotation of a GenBank genome assembly
GAACGUGGUGAAGAGAGAUGGCGUGGCUGGAACUUCCUGACCGCCGAGACGAACAACAGCGAUCUGGCGUCCGCCCCAGCACGAGAGCUUCUGUCACAGUAUGCGACUUAUUGGAAGCUGGAUCUCUUUUAUCAGGCCAAGGACGAAGAGAAGGGGAUCUUCACUCCCGAGGCCUUGGAAGAGAUCAGGGACUUCGAGCGGCGGCUGAGAGCUUUGGAGGGCUAUGGCGACUUCUGCCGGAAGCGUUACUCCUUCGUCUCCUGUGAUCCCGCCUAUACAGUGACCAACAUCUUCUUCUCCGUGCCCAACGCUUCUAGCAUCUCAGGCGAUACCAUGCAGGUGAUCUACGAUGGAUCUGGGUCCUUGGCAAACAUCGAGGACGUGCUGAAAGGCUUCCUAAGAGAUGGGAUCGACUGGUGGGUGGACAAGGACUUCGGCCCAAAGAAUCUGAAGAGUCUAUACACCCGCGCCUCCUUCUUCGGUGGGUUGCCCUUGGAGGGUUAUGAGUCCUUGGACACCAGGUUAGAGGAGCAGAAGGCCAAGUCCAACGACUUCUUAAGGAAGGUUUGGACGGAUCUUCUUCAUCGAACGGAUUUGCCGGGUGAUGAGGGCCUGCACUACGAACACGUGGUUUUCACCUGGGCCGAGAGCCGUGUGCUCUAUGGCCAUGAGGUGAAUUUCUAUCUCUUCAAUGAUUUGAGGUUCUGCAUCGGGACCUUUAUCCUGGUCAGCGCACUGAUCCUCUUGCGGCAGCAGAGUCUGGUGACCACCUUCUGUGGAAUCCUGGGGGUGCCCUUGGCCUUCUCUGCCACUUACUACUUCCACUACGUCGUCAUGGGCUAUCAGAGGAUGAGCGUCAUGGAUUUCGUCUCCAUCUUUCUGAUCGUUGGCAUUGCAGCAGAUGACAUCUUGCUGCUUUACAACACCUACCAGCUAGCCUCUGCCGUGGUGCAGCUGAAGGGGAAGACCAACCAGCCGGCUGCUCGGAUGAGGUGGGCUUACAGGGAGGCCGCCUCGGCCAUGCUGGUGACCAGCGUGACGACCUGUGUCUCCUUCUACGCGAACAUGCUCUCGAUUGUGAGCGUCGUGAGGCAGUUCGGAUUCUUCAUGGGCACCUUGGUCUUGUGGAACUUCCUGAACGUCCUCACCAUCUUCCCCGCGAGCUUGCUAGUGAACGAGAUGUAUCUCGCUCCACUCUGGUGCUGCUGUCGUGCGACCAAAGGCCCUGCGCCCUCGAGUGCCAGCUGUGGGGAGGCGGAGGCGGUGGAGAUGGUGCAGACCGCUUCGCGCUUGGCCAGGCAGUUCUCCAAGGAUCAUGACUCUCACUACGUGCUCCACAUGCAAACGGAGAUCCAACAUGACCAUCUCGAUUGCACCGAGCGCUUCAUGGAUCGGCGCUUUCGGCCCUUCUUGGUGACUUUUCGCUGGCUCUUGUUGGCCUUCUCCUUUAGCCUUAGUGGGCUUUGCGUCUUCUUGGCCUACACAGGCUUCAGCUUGGCAUCAGGUGACAUUGUGAUCUUCGAGGAAGACGUGAACCUGGGCCGGGUCGCUGCGUUGACGUCGGAGAUCUUCCCCUCCUACACUAGCGCGGACCUCAAUAACAACCUGGCGAUCCUCAAUCCCUUGCAGCCGCAGAUCAAACCCAGCUGUCCCAGGCUGGGCGACAACAACAGCUGGUGUUCAGGCCUUGGAAGCUGCGACACCUUCACAGGGCGAUGUACCUGUCAGGAGGGCUACGUGGGCCAAGCCUGCUCGGUGCUGCGUGCCGAUCCCACCUUGGACUUCGUCCCGUGGCCGCCGCCGUCGAUUCCCAAGAGCUAUGACUACAUUCAUAUCCUGGCACGUCCGUCCCUCUUGGAGAGCCCUGGAACCGCCGAUGCCACUGAGCCCAUCUACUUUCUGAACCAGGGCGACGAGCCGGUCGAAUGGUCCAUUGAGGCCGGUCGAUAA